GUUGAAAGGGGAAAGGUCGUCUGAAACAUGGCUGCUCCCCUGGAUGACAUGUUUUCCUUCUGCGUGGAUCCCGGCAAAGUUGCCGGCUGCGUGGAAGUCAGAUUUAUAGACAAUAUUAAGGGCAAGGGUCUUUUCGCAAAAAGGAGCAUCAAGAAGGGAGACACCAUUUUCAUCGAGCGGCCUCUCAUCUCUGCCCAGUUUUUGUGGAAUGCCUUGUACAAAUAUAAAGCCUGUGAGUACUGCUUACGUGCUCUGGAGACCGCAGAGGAGAAUGCGAGGCGGCUGAGCGGCAUCCCUGGUCUCAGCCUUCCUCACCCUGAACUGUGCCGUGUUCGACCAGAGCUGCACCAAGCCUGCCCCCAAUGCCAGGUGAUGUAUUGUAGCAGCGAGUGUCGACGAGCUGCAGCAGAUCAGUACCAUAGGGUUCUUUGUCUGGGUCCCUCCCAGGAUGAUGCGGACCACCCCAUCAACAGGCUCAAAGAUGCUUGGAGGAGUAUGCAUUAUCCUCCAGAGACCUCCAGCAUCAUGCUUAUGGCCAAAAUGGUAGCUGUAGUUAAACAGGCUAAAGACAAAGCACACUGGCAGAAGCAGUUUUCUCACUUCUGCAGCCGGACAGCGAACGAGGAAGAGGAGAUUGCCCAUAAGCUCCUGGGAGAGCAGUUCAGAGGGCAGUUGGCUUUGUUACACAGCCUUUUUAAAGCAGCACUUUAUGAUGAUCAUCUCAGUCGGUGGUUCGUUCCUGAGGGUUUCCGCUCUCUGUUCGCUCUGGUGGGAACCAACGGACAAGGCAUUGGCACCAGCUCUUUGAGUCAGUGGGUUCAUGCCUGUGAUGCACUUGAGCUUCCUGCCCAGCAGAGGGAGCAGUUGGAUUCCUUUAUCGACCAGCUGUACAAGGACAUUGAGAAAGAAACGGGAGACUUUCUAAACUGUGAGGGCUCUGGACUAUUUCUGCUUCAAAGCUCUUGUAACCACAGCUGCAUGCCCAACGCAGAGGCGUCCUUCCCCGACAACAAUUUCCUGCUUCACCUCAGUGCCCUCAGUGACAUCAACCCAGGAGAGGAGAUCUGCAUCAGUUAUUUGGACUGCUGUCAACGCGACCGAAGCCGUCACAGCAGACACAAAAUUCUGAGGGAGAACUACUUGUUUGUCUGCUCGUGUCCAAAGUGCAUCUCCCAGAUGGAUGAGCUGGAUGUGACAUCUGAGGAGGAAGAGGAAGAAGAAGGCGAGGCAGAAGGUGAAACAGAGGGGGAUGAGAUGGAAGAUGAGAUGACAGAUGUCUGAUGAAAGACUUGCCUGUAUUGUUCUCAGCCAUUCCCAUUCUUGCCACCAAGCUAAGCAACCAUGAAGCCCGGAAGAAUAAAGCGCAGUCCGAAUCAUGAUCUGCAUUUCAUCAGGACUGUCCAACUGUGUGGGGAAAAAAAAAAGAAAAUAUUAUCAACACAUUUCACUCAUUCUUUGUCCAGUUAUAGAGGUCAGCAACAGAAAGCUUUUGCUUAAAGGAGGCACAUGUAUGCAGCUUGUGUGUGUCAGUAUUAGGACAGUCAUAGCUCUACUUAAACACACUGGGGUUUUAAAUACAGCAAAGAAUAGGGGUUGUAAGCGCUGAUUUUCAAGUUUCAGGGGUUUUGGUGUUCACAUCCAUAUUGGGUGAAUAGUAUAGGAUUCGUAGCCAUUUUUUUUUUUACCCUAGAGGUUCGUAUGAAAUGUAUGAAAGGACACCAAAAACUAAACGGUGGUGUGAUAAUUCUCUCUGUGUUUGUCACUGUGAAUAACACAUUACAUUCAACAGUCAUUUCAUUCAUGGCUACUAUAUAAAAUAUAGAGUAUAGCAGCUUUAAAUUACAGUUGAAAGUCAGCACUUUAUGCCCCUAAGUUAGUGUGUCAUUUUAAAUCCACUGCAUGGGAGAACAGUGCCAAAACAAAACUGUCAUACUACCCACUGACUGCACUGUGUCUGACCUCCAGGUCCACUAAAUACAAUCCAGAAGAACAGCUAUCAUUUCUUGUUCCUGGCAACAAAGUGAUUAAGCAAAGGGUAAUUGGUUCUCAGGUAUUUUUUUUUGCUCUACUUAUAAUACGUUUCUUACAAAUCUAUGCAUACAGCAUUGACAAGGCUUUUUAUUUAUAUUCUGUUGUAAUUACAGCCCUGUCAUAUGGGAGGCAUCCAGCCAGUGAAAUAUAGUUUGAUUUUCAUACCAUGAUCUAUGGGGUUAAGUUAAACCUUACUUAAUGUAUUAUGGAGACCUUGAAUGGAAAAUUGCUUUGUCAGUAACUGUUUGCCCUUUGUUGAGAACUGUAUUUCAAACAGUGGUUCCACAUGAGUGAAAUUGCUGCUGCUGCCCACACGUGAAUCAAUAUUACAACAAUGACUAUAAUCACAAAUCCCAAUAUUUUCAGUUACUCAACAAAGAUUGGAAAUAUUGAAAGAGCAAUCCCAAUUUUCUGUCAAUUGGCAUUCAGCGCAGUGGCACAGGAGAACAUGGCUUUGUAAGUCACACAAGUAUAAUUUAAAUAUUAUAACAGCAGCAAACAAGAGCCUAGCAGUUGUCGUUUUUACUACUCUGGCAUAAACCAUUGAAAUUGGA
Molecule: messenger RNA, 2585 nt
Organism: Toxotes jaculatrix (banded archerfish)
Lineage: Eukaryota; Metazoa; Chordata; Actinopteri; Toxotidae
Gene: smyd5
Product: SMYD family member 5
Exons: 13
Coding region: 28-1281 (417 amino acids)
Molecular function (GO): protein binding; histone H4K20 methyltransferase activity
Source: RefSeq, a predicted model, not a curated record